Molecule: messenger RNA, 1992 nt
Organism: Saccostrea echinata
Lineage: Eukaryota; Metazoa; Mollusca; Bivalvia; Ostreida; Ostreidae
Exons: 7
Coding region: 1-1539 (512 amino acids)
Source: RefSeq, a predicted model, not a curated record
AUGAACGAUGACAGCUGGAAUGGAGAAUGUGGUGUCAACAAGGGUAGUAACCAGAGACGGCGACAGACGGAGGCAGUGUAUGGGGUCCUUAUGUGCCAGCUGGCACGAAAAGGAAAGAAAUGGUGGGACGACCAAAUUUUUAAAAGCGGUCCUGGAAAGAAUAUAUCAGUCAUAGACUACAUAGACUACAUUAAUUUCUUGGAUGGAACUGUUGGAGCAGCAACCCCUCAUGAAAGACUAAACAAAGUCAACUCAACCAUAACAGGAUUCUUCAACUUUUUCUCCACGGAUGAUUAUCGCCCUCCUCCAGCAUAUGACUCCCUCUUCUCACGAACGAACACGAAUCCUCCCAAGUUAACAUAUCAUCGCCGUUCAAACAGAUCCAAUCCAUACCUUCAAGAUGACAGAAAUCUAUGGGAAAAACUUCAUGAAUGCUUUGAAAUGUCCAUUUUACAACAGAUAAUAUGGCUAGCAGCUCUGGCUUUUUCUAUAUCAUAUAUAGUUUACGGACUGAUGCAUAAAGGAGACUGUUACUGGAAAGUUUUCAAUAAGAAAGGCAAAGUUGAGGAAGAAGAGGAUCUCACCGGUUUCAUACAAGUUGAGGGCGGGAUCUUGUGUGCCACUAUCCUAUACGCCUUUUUAUGUCGAUUCUUUGGUCUGUUGGAGAGUCGUCGUACCCAUCGACAAUCUAGAGAUGAAAUUGAGGGAAAGAAAAAAUGUGGUUGUCAUCUGUUUUUUAUUGGCCUGGCAUUGUAUAUUGCUAAUUUCGGUUUUUGUGUCGCAGGAGCCACAAAAGUUUUCCAUUUUUAUGACAAUAACAAAACAGAAGAAAAUAAAACGUAUACAAUAGAGUGCGACACAGAUUUCUACAGCUUUUAUUAUAAUGCCAAAAUAGGAGAACUUGUGGUGUUAAUGCCGUACGCUCUUUACAUUUUGAUUGCCAUGAUUUUUGUGCCAGACCAACAGAAGAGAUGGUUCCUACGACGCAAAUGGCGUCAAUGGGUCAGACUUCUUGACGCAGACCAAGAUGGCAUUAUUAGCGCUGAUGACAUGGAAAGGACUAACGCCAAGUUGGAACAGAUUCGUAGACUUGUUGGGGCCAGAGAUACUCCCUUAUCUGCUGAAGAACAAAAGAAAUGGUGGAACGACCACAUUUUCAAGAGCGGCCCUGGGAAAGACAUUUCCAUGACUGAUUACGUAAUGUGGGUGGAAUCAAACAUUCCUCUUCAUGAAAUGGCAAACAAAGUCAAACCAAUCAUUACGGGUUUCUUCAACUUCUUCUCGACGGAGGAUUAUCGAAAGAAAAAUCUCAUAAUCGGUGAAGAGGACUUUGUCAUGUUCUGGGCCAUUCUUGCUGAUGUCAACGAACGUCAUUGCAGAAAAAUGUUUGUUAAGCAUAUACCUUCACCACUAACGAUGGCCUUUUUCUUGGAGGACUUUGAGGCUUUUCUUUCGCAUAAUGAAUUUUGGAAUGAAUACGCCUAUAGAGUAUUUAACAUUCUGAAAUAUAGAGACUCGUGUAGAUGCUGCAGAGUGUGAAAAUUAUUAUAAACUUUCUCACACACGAAAACAGGAGAUAUGCAUUGAUAUUAUUUAACAAACAUCAUGCUUUUUCAGCUACAGGUGUUGAGAUACAAAAAAAGGGGAAAAAAUAGCAACUGUUGCAGUAUAGGAUACAGUCUGUUCAAUGCAGUAUUUGGAUUUUCCUUGCCAUUUCUUUUUAAGCGAAAAUACUCGUCAGUGUGUGUAUGUGUGUGUGUGUGUGUGUGUGUGUGUUGAAGAAGUGAGGUAGGUGUUUUUCUACUUUUCCACUGUCAUGUUACUUUUUAAGGUCGACAAUAAUGAUCAUGCAUUUUAAAUUAACUCUUGAAGACUGUCGUGUAAAACUGCAUCUGCAUGGAGAACACAAAACUGUGAUGAAUACGAUUUGAUUUUUUUAAAGUUUAUAAUUACAUGUGUUACGUAUUCAAAUACUAAAUUGUUCUAUUUUUA